CUUUGGAAACUUCUGCCGGGGGUAAAAAGAGCUAGCAAAGAGCUGCAAAGCUGUUUGGGCUUUUUCCCUUUUUUUGUUUCUUUUCGUUAUCCCCCCCUCCUCGGUCUGCACCCUUCUCCGGGCUUCACGCAGAUCCUGCGGGUUCCGAAGAGGUGGUGGUAGAGUGGGAGACCAGAGGUGUUAGGGUCCAGGUUUGGUGAGGUUUGGGUUUUUGCUCGUUUUUUUUUUUUCCUCUCUCUUGAUUUCAACAUUUUCCCCCAUCUUCUUGGCAGCCGCCGACGCCUCUUACCUGUUCUGCGGCGCGGCGCAGCUGGCAGCGGAGGCUUGGUGAGAAGUGGGGGUGCGUUUUAGAUUUUAAGCAACAAGAAAAAAAAAUAAGCCAAAUCCAUUUUUUCUUCAUCACUCCCAUUUCCACAGCCUCCAAGCUCAUAUUUUCUGUUGCUUUGGGGUGAGCAAUUCUGUGCCACCCCCGCCCCUGUAAUUCUGACCUGAUCUCGCCUAGGGGUUUCCUCGGUCUCCGCUCACUCUGCGUGCACCUGGCGCGCCUCUUUUUUUUUCACCCCCAACCUGUUGCAAGUCUUUAAUCCUUGCAAUUGUGACUUGCGUGCAGGCACCUGAAUCCUCCUUGCCUCGUAUUUUGCAAGUGUUUGGGGGAGGGCACCUGCUCUACCUGCAAGAGAUUUGGAAAAAAAAAAAUCUCCAGGAGCCCUCUUGGCCCCUUUCUCUACGCACUCUCGCUCUCCUGCCCCGCCCCGAGGUAAAGCGAGACUCGGAGAAAAUGGUGCUCAGCGCGGUCCUCCUGCUGCUGGCCGCCUAUGCCGGCCCGGCUCAAGGCCUGGGCUCUUUCGUGCACUGUGAACCCUGCGACGAGAAAGCUCUGUCCAUGUGUCCCCCCAGUCCUCUGGGCUGCGAGCUGGUCAAGGAGCCCGGCUGCGGCUGCUGCAUGACUUGCGCCCUGGCAGAGGGGCAGUCGUGUGGCGUCUACACUGAACGCUGUGCCCAAGAUUUGCGCUGCCUCCCCCGGCAGGAUGAGGAGAAGCCGCUGCACGCCUUGCUGCAUGGCCGCGGGGUUUGCCUCAGCGAAAAGAGCUAUAGCGAGCAAACCAAGAUAGUGAGAGACUCUCGAGAGCAUGAGGAACCAACCACCUCCGAGAUGGCUGAAGAGACCUACUCCUCCAAGGUCUUCCGGCCCAAACACACUCGCAUAUCCGAGCUGAAGGCCGAGGCUGUGAAGAAGGACCGCAGGAAGAAGCUGACCCAGUCCAAGUUUGUGGGAGGCGCAGAGAACACUGCCCACUCCAGAGUCGUCCCUGCGCCUGAGAUGAGACAGGAAUCUGAGCAAGGGCCCUGCCGCAGACACAUGGAAGCUUCCCUGCAGGAGCUCAAAGCCAGUCCACGCAUGGUGCCCCGUGCUGUGUACCUGCCCAACUGUGACCGCAAAGGAUUCUACAAGAGAAAGCAGUGCAAGCCUUCCCGUGGCCGCAAACGUGGCAUCUGCUGGUGCGUGGACAAGUACGGGAUGAAGCUGCCGGGCAUGGAGUACGUGGAUGGGGACUUCCAGUGCCACUCCUUCGACAGCAGUAACGUUGAGUGACGCGUCCCCUCCCGUCCUCCCCCUUUCCUACCCCCCAGCCCCAGCUCCAGCCAGCGCCUCCCUCCACCCCAGGACGCCACUCAUUUCAUCUCAUUUAGGGGAAAUAUAUACUCAUAUAUAUUUGAGGAAACUGAGGACCUCGGAAUCUCUAGCAAGGGCUAAGGAGACACUCCACACACCAACUCCAAAAAUGUAUUUCUUUUUGAAACAAGUUGAUUGUCAGAGAAGGGAAGACGAGAAAAAAGCAGGAGGGAUCGAGAGUUGGAAAGAAUGCAUUGGUGUAGAAAAGAGCGAGUGACAGAUAGGGUUACAGAGAGAAAACGAGAAACAGUGAGAGAGAAAGGGCACUACAAUCAGGCUGGAUCUGCCCUUCACUUCCAGACCUACUCAGAAGAAGUCAGAGAGAGGCAGGGACACUCAAAAGUGUGGCAUUCAGUGACACCCAGGAUUGAUUGGUAUGAGGGAGAAAAGGAACAACAAAAUAUAUCAGUGCCUCUCUCUCGGGUCUAUGGCUUCCUCCAGCCAGCUAUGGGGAUGGGUAGACCCUGUCCCUCCUCUUCUCUUACCAGUGCAAGGUGGUUUCACCCCCAAAUUCAUAAGCACUGAAAUGCAUUCCAUCAAUCUGACAACAAAGGAAAUUGAGUGAUUGCCGACAGGUCUUUCCCCAAGCGGAUGAGUGAACUCAAUAUGUGUACAAAUUUUACUCUUGAUGGAGAUAUUUUUUUAGAAGUCAGUACCUGCCUCUGACACUGGAAAGACUUGAUUUCCCAGGGUGACAGCAAGCAUUCAGAAACUUGUGGCUUCAGCCCUUGACUUCACUAAACUCAAAGCUGGCCCAGCAGCCUCUGUGGAGGAGGAUGAUAGGCGGAGAAAACAAGGGGGCUUGUGCUUCCCUGCAAGGCUCCAUGUAGACAUAUAUAGGCAUAUAAAUCUAUUUUCUUUAUGUUUUUCUCCCUCUUCUUUUCUUUCAAAGUUUUGCAUUACCUCUUCAAAGUAGUUUCUUUAGGGCACUGGAGAUCUUCCUCAUUCUGGGAAAAUCCAUAUUCAACUAACACAAGCCAGAACUGUAGCUUUGCCUGCUUCUGGGUCCCCAUGAGCUACAAAUUUGGCUCUUUUAUGGGACACUGUGUCAGAUCUUCUCAUGAUUCCCAACCAGUGUUUAAAUGGAUCCACCAAGCUGGAGAGCUGCCGGCACCCAAUGGUGCAUCAAAUAUGCAUCCCGAGUCAUCCCGUCUCAACCUUGCCACCCUCAGGAAGUAACUGACAGGCACCAUGAUACAUAAAGCCACCAGAUCCCCCUUUCCCGCACUGGCCUGCCCAGGCCUUUCCUUCUACCUGCUCAGAACUAUAUUUUGAAAGCCCCCCUCAGAUGCCAGGCUGACAGAUCAGAAAGAAACUGACCUGAGAGGUGGCCGAGGAUGAGGCAAUGGGGUGGGGUUGGGGCGUCCACAGAGAGCUAGAAGAUGGAGCAGAGACUGGAGGAACAGGAAAGUGAUGGAAAGAGGGAACUACCAAUGGACUUUCUCUUGGCUUCUCCCGCCUAAUAAACCUUCCGGAAUUUGAGAUGAAAAUGGGGGAAGAGGGUUUGGGUUCUGAGGCAGAAGAGAACUCAGCUGAAUCACAGAGCCCAGACGGUGGGGAGUUGAGGCAGGCUCUAGACUUGAGAAGCACGGAUGGAGAUGAGGAUCAAUAGCCUGACUGAGACUUGAAGGGCAAAAGGAUGUGCCUCCAACACCACAACUUCAGGUCAACUUCAGCCCACAGGAAGGGACUGAGACUGAAGAAUCUUCUGAGCACCCCGUCGACUCUGCCCCGGCAACACAUCCUCUCUGAGGUGGAGGGUGGCAUAAAGCCGUCGGGCAUAGAUCUUCACUCAUGGCUGUUGUCAUUUGCCCGCCAGAUUGUGAUCCAAGAAAGAUUCCAUUGUCCGCUGACUUCUUAGGAUUGUCCUCGAAGACUGAAGACAGACUGCCAGGAGAGGGGACAAGGACAUUGGUACAGGAGGCCCCUAUUUUUGCUGUGGACACAACUCUUUGCUCUUUCUUGAUAGCAUGGCACAGCAGAGGCCCCCUCUAGUGCCGAACUUGGAGCAACAAAAAGGGGCAGCAAAGAAAUAAAACGACGUCGUCUCAUGGGAAACAGACGGCUACGGAGCUUGGGGUUGUCUCCUAUCGCCUGGACAGGACGGUUGGCUGGGAAUGGAAGAGGUAGUUGAUCUUCAUAAGACAAAGGGCCUGAUGGGGAUGGCAAUACAAGGACUUAUCAGACCUUCAGGGCCAGUGAACCCAUCUCCCCGCACAAUGUCCCCAGCCCCUAUUUCACACUUGAGUAUGUCCUAGGCCAGUAUCCUAACCCUUCUCCAUGAUGCUCUUCUUUCUGCCUUUAUUCUCCGGAUCUUGAGCAGUCAUAUGACUGGGACUUGCAAAGCAAAUACUGGGGUACCCCUGCCCCUAAGAAAAGACUGAGCCAGGAACUGCCUACUCACCUUCCCCUCCCUGAGAGGGGGGUGUUCUCUUCACCCCACUACUUGCUGGACCUUGUAUGAGCCUCUGCCCUUUCCAUGGGCUCUUCGCAGUGAGAAGCGGAUGGAGGACGAUGUACAGACACUUUGGCCUUCCCCAGUUCAGCCUUGCCAGUCUUGGGAGUCUCUAUACUGCUUAUAGGGAGAGCCAUGUGUACACAAUUAAUCACUCCCAGUGGAAGCUUGCCUUUAACAGACAGAUGGAACUAAACUUUCCAAAUGGGAGGACUGGCUGAACCCAGGAGAGAAAGAAAUGGGGCCACGGAGAGAGGAGCGUCGACCUUCUCCACACCACAGGGAGAGGAGAGAAGGCAGGCCUGCAAUAAUCCCACCAUGCCCUGAGAAAGAAGCUCCUUGGCUCCAGGCUAGCCCGUGGCUCCACUCAGAGCCUCUAAUUUGGGUUGUCCACAGUCACAGGUCUAAGUGUUGCCGUCUCUACCCCUGCUCUCCCUUGGAAGGCUUCUUCCCCUCUCUUUUGACAAAUGCCUCACUCAAGCAGCGAGAAAGAUAGCUCUCUUCCCCCAACUCCUGCCAGGUUAGGUGAAAGAGGCCUAGCCAAGAUCGACUCUCCACCCCAGACCAUCUUGCCCAUCCAGAACAAAGCAGGGAACCUGGGGAAGAGAAGACGCUAUGUUUCUCUGACAGCCAGGCCUAGACAGACAAGGCCUGGGAACAUCUACCCCACAGGAGGAGAGGAGACCUUCUGUGGUCACUCCUCCUCUCCCUCCAAGAUCCUCUUCCUCCCACCAUCUAUCUCCAUGGUAACACCCUUACCACCAAGCUCCUUAGAAGAUCAGGUUGCUAUGGCAACCUCCAAACCUCCUGCCCCUCCCAGGCAGGAAUAGCAGUCCUUCCGCUCACUUAGACCCCUAGAGGGCUUUGAUGGCUACCACAGCUUGAGAGGAGUGAGCCAAGGAGAAGAGACCCUUCUAGCCUUCUGGCUUUCAAGAGAAAGAUGGCAGGAGAAGAGAGCAAGGCUUUUAGCACCCGCAGCCUAGGGGGUUGAACUGUCUUUGUUUUCAAACCACUAAAGUGCAAGGAUUCUUGCACCGUUCCUACUCCGCCUCCUUUUCCCUUUUAGGUUUUUGUCUCUUUCAACAUACUUUCUUGGUUUUCUAAUGGAGUAUAGGCGUCAGCCACUUCCCAGACUCUGGCCUCCUCUUUUAAGUCUUUCUGAAUGGGGGAAAGAAGGGUGGAGGGUUGGAGGGGGAGGGGUCCCUAGCCGCCCUGCAUCCAUCCACCCCACUUCUCUGGUCCCUAGGCGCCAGCCUGGGCCCCAUCUCCAGCACCAUCACCGUCACACAGUAGUAGCCUGUCACCGGAUAGCACAGUUCAGACAAGACUCCUUCAGAUUCCGAGACGUCUACAGGUUGUUUUGGGGUUUUUUUUGUUUUCAUUUUUUUUUUUUACAACAGCAAUAACCACAGCACAUAUAGGUCUUUGUAGUAUUCUGUUCAGACACCAUAGCUCUGAUCUCUCUUCCUUUUUGUUUUCAACUUUAAAAAAAAAAUGCUUAUACUUUUUACUGGUGAAACGGAUGAAAAAAAAUAAUAAAGCAACAAACCAGUUUGUGACAAGCAGAACAUGGAGAGAAAUCCCCCAUGUGGGAGGGCUCGUCUCCUGUCUAGCGUAUUGUACUUAAGGAAAUAAAAAGAGAAAAACUCGGAAGAUCUCACAUUUUAUUGCGAAGUGAAGAUCGCUGUAUUCUAUUUAUUCAACUUAUAAUUUAUGUUACUCCUUGAUCUUUGUCUUUUGUCUUGACAAAGCAUUUAUUUAAUAAAGUUAUGCAU
Chionomys nivalis (European snow vole) is the source of this 5905-nucleotide messenger RNA. It is a transcript of the gene Igfbp5, whose product is annotated as insulin like growth factor binding protein 5. The record is from RefSeq and is a predicted model, not a curated record. Gene Ontology annotation, molecular function: insulin-like growth factor I binding; fibronectin binding; insulin-like growth factor II binding. The transcript is spliced from 4 exons. Gene Ontology annotation, cellular component: extracellular region. Gene Ontology annotation, biological process: regulation of insulin-like growth factor receptor signaling pathway. Bases 779 to 1594 code for a protein of 271 amino acids. NCBI's taxonomy places the organism in Eukaryota, Metazoa, Chordata, Mammalia, Rodentia, Cricetidae.